Messenger RNA from Sturnus vulgaris (Common starling), 2720 nucleotides. Its product is annotated as toll-like receptor 1. Gene Ontology annotation, molecular function: protein binding; triacyl lipopeptide binding; transmembrane signaling receptor activity. Gene Ontology annotation, biological process: immune response; inflammatory response; toll-like receptor signaling pathway. Gene Ontology annotation, cellular component: plasma membrane; signaling receptor complex. The record is from RefSeq and is a predicted model, not a curated record. NCBI's taxonomy places the organism in Eukaryota, Metazoa, Chordata, Aves, Passeriformes, Sturnidae.
AUGAGGACCCUUUUUGGCUGCCUUCAUUUCUACUUCAUUCCUUUCUUACUCAGCAGAGCACAUGGACUCCUAACGUGGAGAACACCUCCAGCUUUCCUGGUUUAUAACUACUCCUAUUCAAAUCUCUCCUCUGUCUCAGAAGCACAAGCUCCAAAAACAGCAAGAGCUCUCAAUUUCUCACACAAUGCCAUUGAAAAAAUUACCCAGAGAGACUUAGAAGGAUUUGACUGGCUGGAAGUUCUGGACUUUUCCUACAAUCGGAUCAGGGCUGUUGAGCCUGGAGCCUUCCAGAGUCUGCUCAGCCUGGUUUCUGUGGAUUUAUCAUUUAAUGAUGAGAAGCUGCUUCUGUCAGAUCUCCCACCCCACCUGAAGGUCUCACCUGCUGGCAAAACUCCGAGGUCUUUGCAGCUUUCCAAGAAUUCUGCCACAUCCUCGGGGGCUGUUCUGGAGCCUUCUGCUCCCACUGAGGAGCUGCCACGUUCUGGAGUUCUGUCCCUCCUGCAAAUCCUCAGGCCCAGGCUCAGGAGAAGCACAGGGAAUCUGCUCCGGAGGGGGGAGAGGAACACAACAGCUCUUCCUACAGCCACAGCUGAGCCCACCCUCUGUGGAAUUCCCAUCAAUGGGACACUCAACCUGUCCCACAGCAACCUCUCCCAGGAGGAGCUGAUGUUAAAACUGGAUGAGGAUCUCUGCCAAGCCCAGCUGGGCAGGAUUUUGGAGCUUGACAUCAGUCACAACAACAUAGAAUGGGAUCUUCUGUCACUGUUUUCCCUGUUCUUCCCAAUGGAAAACACGCUGUCCAUCGAUGCCAGCUUCAACAAGUUAACCAUUAACAUCCUGGAUGCCGAGUUCUUCUGUAAGUUCCCAUCCCACCAGCUUUUGUUCCUAAACAUCAGCCACAACCCCAUCAACAACCUAGACAGGCUGUGCCUCCCUUCCAGCAUCAAGGAAAUUGAUUUGUCCUUCACCAACAUCAGCCAAAUACCCCCGAAUUUUGCUCCAAAAUUGUUUAACUUGGAAAAAAUGCAUGUUCAAGGAAACCAUUUCAUCUACACAGCAUUCUCAGAAAGCGGGAAUACACUUCCAAAAUGUGUCCCUCCCCCUGGAACUGUACAUAUCACUGCCAUCUCCUUCGUCAGGAACCAGGCUGGGACACCCAUUGAAAGCCUUCCUGAGAAACUGAAAUACCUGGGAAUGUCCAACUGCUCCAUUGUGGAACUGCCAGAGUGGUUUGCUGACACAGUGGAAGAACUGUUAUUUCUGGACAUCAGCAGCAACUACAUUUCUGUAUUCCCCACUUUCCCCCCUACCCUGCAGCAGCUCGACAUCAGCAACAACGACAUCAGAGUCAUUGACCCCAGCCUGAAAUCCCUCUCCAACUUAACAAUAUUUAGGAUUCAAAAUAACAAAAUUACGGAUAUACAAACAGAGUAUUUUCCAUCAGCCUUAAAAGAAUGUGAUUUUAGUAAAAACAAGGUGAAAGUGCUGUCCUUAACUUCUGCCCUGGGGAAGCUGGAACAUCUCAAUGUUUCUGGGAACCUGAUCACACGUCUGGAGCCUGCUGGCCACCUUCCUGCACUGACCAGCCUGGACAGCAGCCACAACCUGAUCCCAGAGCUGCCCGAUAGCUUUGGGGAAUCCCUCUCAGGACUGAAGUAUUUGAAUCUAUCAGGGAAUAAGAUCUCUUUCCUGCAGCCUGGCUCUCUCCCAGCUUCUCUGGUUGAGCUGGACAUCAGUGACAACGCCAUCACCACCAUCGUGGAGGCCACGUUUGGCCCUCUGACGAGCCUCAGGGUUCUCACUGUGCAAGGGGAGCAUUUUUUCUGUACCUGUGACCUGUACUGGUUUGUGAAUGUCUACAUCCACAAGCCCCAGCUGGAGAUGAGGGGCAGGGGGGCUGUGAGGUGCAGCUUCCCCCCGGAGCGCCGGGGCUCCCUGGUGGGCAGCAGCCACCUGACUCUGCUGCGCUGCUCCCUGGGUGUCCAGCUGGCCGUGACUGCUGGAGCUGCUGGCCUGGCUGUGCUGGCCCUCACCAUGCUCUGCUGGCGGCUGGAUGGGCCCUGGUACAUCAGGAUGGGCUGGUACUGGUGCAUGGCCAAGAGGAAGCAGUAUGAGAAGAGGCCAGAAAACAAACUCUUCGACGCCUUCAUCUCCUACAGCGAGCACGACGCCGGCUGGACCAAAGAGAACCUGCUGGAAAAGCUGGAAAAGGACGGGUUCAGGAUAUGUUACCAUGAGAGGGAUUUCAAACCAGGGCAUCCUGUGCUUGGGAACAUUUUUUACUGCAUAGAGAACAGCCAUAAAGUGCUUUUUGUUCUCUCUCCCAGCUUUGUGAACAGCUGCUGGUGCCAGUAUGAGCUGUAUUUUGCCGAACACCGGGUCCUGAAUGAAAACUUGGAUUCCCUCAUCAUGAUCGUGCUGGAAGAUCUCCCACCCCACAGCGUCCCACAGAAAUUCAGCAAACUCAGGAAACUGCUGAGAAGGAAAACCUACUUGAAGUGGAGCCCUGAGGAACACAAGCAGAAAAUGUUCUGGCAUCAGCUAAAAGCUGUCCUAAAAACAACCAACGAGCCGCUCUUGAGAGCGGAGAACGGAUCCGCUCUGGAAAUGCAGGAGCUGGAAUGAGACCCAGGGAACCCUGAGAGCUGUGCUUGGAAAGCCUGUGCUCAGAUAAAAGCAUUUACCUCCUGCAGAGGCUGCUGUGAUGCCCAGGGGUUUGG